GGACAAAUGUGUAACUUGAUUCAUAAAAAGUCAAACUGGACAAUAAUUUUGUGACAAAAUUUUUUGGGCAAAAUGGAGUAGCUAAUAAUAACUUCAAAUGUGCACGAUUGGGUAGAAGUUGUGCCUAUGUGUCUUCCCCAUUCACCAUAAGUAUAUUUGCAUAUGUGGACCUCUAGCAUACAACGAAUCAGCAGCAUUUGUUACUUGAUCUACUAGCCUAUAAAACAAAACCAAUACAGUUGAUAUCUGAAAAUACACUACAGAUUCUAUUAAGAAAUCAAUCAGAUCGGCCAUGGCUUCCAGUUCUUCAUCUGCGAGCUUCUUGCUAUUCUUUUUAUUCACUUCUUCAAUCUUGCUUCAAUUUUCUUUCCCUGUGAUCAAAGCCCAGAAUUACCCACCAUUAGCAGAUGGGCUUUCAUGGGAUUUCUACAAAGAAAGUUGCUCAGAUUUGGAAUCCUACAUCAGGGAUCACCUCAAGAAGGUGUUCCAACAAGAUACCAAAGUAGCUCCUAGCUUGCUUCACCUCCAAUUUCAAGACUGUUUUGGCCAGGGUGGUUGUCAAGGAAAGGUUCUACUGGAUAAAUCAAGAAGUGGAACUGCCACAUUCCAAAUUAUCGAAGAUCUUCGAGAGAUUGUGCAUAGCAAAUGCGGUAGAAUUGUCUCCUGUGCUGAUAUUGUCACUUUAGCUGCUCGGGAGUCUGUCUAUUUGUCUGGUGGCCCUCAGUAUUCAGUCCCAUUGGGAAGAAAAGAUGCAGUUCCAUCGAAAACGAUGGACAAUCUCAGCUUUUCUGCAACAAAGCAUGGGACAUCUCCAAAACUCCAUGCAGCAAUCACCAAUGCAGAUACCCUCUUGGAACAAUUCGGCGAAAAGGAUUUGGAUGCUGUCGAUGCUGUUUCUCUCUUGGGUGGUCACACAUUCGGGCGCAGUCACUGCAACUCCUUCACUGAUAGGCUAUACCCAACUCAAGACCCGCUCCUGGAAAACUCGUAUGCAAACCACCUUAAGAAGAUCUGCACCACCUCGAAUGCAGCUAACCUCAGCGUGCUGGAUGUGAGGACGCCUAACAUAUUCGAUAACAAGUACUACGUUAAUCUGUUGAGGCAUCAGGGGUUGUUGGCAAUCGAUCAGGAUUUGUACACUGAUCGGAGGACUAAGCCAAUUGUCACUGGGUUUGCGUAUGAUGUGAACUUGUUUUUCGAUAGCUUUGUACAUGCAGUUGUGAAGUUGAGCCAGAUGAAUGUUCUAACUGGUUCUCAAGGGGUGAUUCGAGCAAACUGCUUGGCUGCAGAUUUGGGUAGUAGCUUGAAGCGGUCAUCUUUGGUGGCUGACAACUGAAGUAUAAAGACCUAUUGAAAUGCAGGUCGCAUAUAAACAUCUGGCGAAGCUAUGAGCCUAUAAUCAUCAAAGCAGCAAGUGCCAAUGACAAAACUUUAAGCCUCAAAUCACUGCCAUUAUUAAGGCAGUUGGUUGUACACUUCCACUCUCAUAAGAUAAAGGAGUUGCGGAUUGUGGUAGUGUAUUCAAUUAGUUGUCCAUUUCUUCAUCUUGUAAAUACCAUAUGUAUGUUGUUUAUCAAGUAAUAAUAGCAACUAAAAUAGUAUGAUUACUACAACAAAGGAUUUGUGUACCAUGGAUCUACUACGUCUAAACCAAGUUUGAACUUAAACUUACUACUGAAGCUAUCACAUUCAACGAAACAUCAAAAAAGCCCCAAGUUCCUGUCAAACAAUGAAAUGCAGCAAAGUUUGAAACUAACAGCAAUCUCCUAAAUUCCAUUUCCUAUUUCAUAGUAUCUUUUAGGGCAGAUAGCCACUUUGCAGAUUGAUAAAUAGCAGCAAAACCAGAAAGAAUAAAGCAACAAGGAGCACAAUUUGUACGACUUAAAAACUCCGCAGGAUAGACAUUAAAUAUAGUACUGUAAACAGAGGUUCCCAGCACAAAUCUGAACUAAAAAAGCACCAUAAAUCAGCAAGGAUUACAAGCAAGCGAUCUAACAGCGACAAUAUCCAGAAUAAUAAGGACUAAGCUCUCAGUUUUUGUCCUUGUUGCUUUCCAGCUCCUUCCUUAGCUGCAGUGAGAAGUCAUCAUUCACAUCAUCAUCAUCCCAAUCAUCCUCCCACUGCUGAGUUACUUCUUUGCCUUCCUCUUUAGCCUCCCACUCUUGAUCAAUCUCAAACUCCUCAAACUCGUCAUCGUCUUCAAAAAGAUCAAUCUUUGCAUCCUCAGUAGCCACCUUUGGUUGCUCAGCUGCCAUUAUAACUGGAGAGAAAAAAAACAAAACAAAACAAUAGCUAUAAAAUGUGAGAUGCCUCGAUUCUAAAUCACCUAAACCCCUAAUUGCAUCUUGUUAUAUAACUUUCUAAAGGGAACCUAAACUUGCAAUCGAUUCAAAUCUCCUAAACCCCUUCUUGUUAUAACAUUCUAUUGACAAUCAAAAUUAGCAAUUGUAUGGAAAAACCAUCCAAGAAAAACUGAAGUAAAUCAAGAACCCUAAACUUCUAAGCUUUCAAUUCGUCCAUAGAUUCUAAAACAACAGCAGAUCAUCCAACAACUGAAUUCAACUGCUACAUACUUAGUUUAUUUUGUACAGAAACAUCCUAAUUGAAAGACCAAUCCAACAAAGAACAGCAAUCUCAAUUUCCCACAAAAAAAAAAAAAGACGAAUCGCCCAAAACCUAAAAUUAGGAAAUCGCACUGGCAGGAAAAAUUGAGCACUAUGUGAAUCGUGAGCUACCAGGAUAGAAAGAGGGCCUCUGGAUCCGAAAGCGUCGGGUUAAAACCGGUCGGAGCUAGAGAGGAAUCCGGCGCCGGGAGCGAAUAUCCGAUUCGUACGUUUCGUCGGGCAAACAGAGUGACCUUGUUCUGGAAUUUUGGAUAUUUGUAGCUUCGUUUUAUAGGAACUUGAUUAAAUACGUAC
Messenger RNA from Oldenlandia corymbosa var. corymbosa, 2918 nucleotides. The record is from the annotation of a GenBank genome assembly. Lineage: Eukaryota; Viridiplantae; Streptophyta; Magnoliopsida; Gentianales; Rubiaceae.